UCUCCAACAACGCUUAGAGUUGGUCGUGCCAAUCCUGCAAAGAAGUUAAUUUGGGGGAAAACGUGCGCGUUAUUCCGUUAACGCCAAAUCCUUGACUUUGACUUGGACAAGCAAACAGGGCAGCUGCAAUGUGGAUUCAAGUGCGCACAAUGGAUGGGAAGGAAACCCACCGGGUGGAUUCUCUGUCCAAACUCACUAAGGUUGAUGAUCUACGGCUCAAAAUAAGUGAGCUCUUCAAUGUGGAGCCAGACAGGCAGAGGCUCUUUUACCGUGGAAAACAGAUGGAGGAUGGCCAUACCAUCUUUGACUAUAAUGUUGGCCUAAAUGAUAUAGUGCAGCUGCUUGUUAGGCAGAAGAUGCCCCCUGCUGAUGUUGUGAAAAGCAAGGACAAAGAAGCAGAGCUGUCCGACUCCGAUUCCGGUUGUGGUUCAACUCAGAGCGAGUCUGACAAGUGCUCCACUCACGGCGAAGUGGAGGGCCAGACCGCUGGCACCUCCGCUCAGGCAAAUGACACCGUUGCCCAGAUGAACACUCCAGAGCUUAUUGAUCCUGGCUUUGGAUUUUUCAAGAUCAACGAGCUUGUCGACGCAAGAGACCUGAACAUGGGAGCGUGGUUCGAAGCCCAGAUAGUAAAUGUGACCAAGACUGCCAAGAUGCCAAAAGAAGAGGCUGCUGAAGCAGAGCCAGAUGAAGAUGAGAUACUUUACCAUGUUAAAUAUGAAGACUACCCAGAAAAUGGAGUAAUUCAGCUGCUGGCUAAGGAUGUUCGUCCUCGGGCCCGUACAGUUUACCAGUGCAUCAGCUGGAAGCAGAUGGUUGUCAUGGUGAACUACAACCCAGACGAUCCCAAAGAACGCGGCUACUGGUAUGACGCUGAGAUCCAGAGGAAGAGGGAGACGCGUACUCUGCGCGAGAUCUACGCCAAGAUUAUUCUUGGUGAUGCUGGUGACUCUCUUAAUGACUGUCGGAUCAUGUUUCUGACCGAAAUCUACAAAAUUGAAGAGCCAGGUUCACUGAGCGAUGGGCCAGCUGGAUCUGAGAGUCCAUUAAAAAGAUCGAAUGGACCUGAGUGCAAACAUUGCAAAGAUGAUCCCGACAAAAACUGUCGCUGGUGCAACUGCAAAGUUUGCGGCAUCAAGCAGGACCCGGAUAAGCAGCUGCUGUGUGACGAAUGUGACAUGGCCUACCACACGUACUGCCUGGAUCCUCCGCUCACCUCCAUCCCUGAAGAUGAGGACUGGUACUGCCGCUGUCGUAAUGACACCAGUGAGGUUGUACGAGCAGGAGAGAAGCUGAAGGAGAGCAAAAAGAAAGCUAAGAUGGCAUCAGCCAGCUCCUCCAGUCAGAGGGACUGGGGUAAAGGGAUGGCCUGCGUUGGUCGUACGAAGCAGUGCACGAUCGUCCCUUCCAACCACUACGGCCCGAUUCCUGGCAUCCCAGUUGGUUCCCUGUGGAAGUUCAGAGUGCAGGUUAGUGAAUCUGGUCACAGGCCUCAUGUGGCUGGCAUUCAUGGCAGGAGCAAUGAUGGUGCUUACUCGCUGGUCCUGGCUGGAGGUUAUGAGGAUGACGUGGACGAUGGUAAUGAGUUCACUUACACUGGUUCUGGAGGGCGAGAUCUGUCUGGAAACAAGAGGACGGCUGAGCAGUCAUGUGACCAGACACUCACCCACAUGAACCGGGCCCUGGCUCUGAACUGCAAUGUCCCCGUGAAUGACAAACACGGAGCCGGCCAAAACUGGAAGCAGGGCAAACCCGUUAGAGUUGUCCGCAACUGCAAAGGCCGCAAGCACAGUAAAUACUGCCCUGAGGAAGGAAACCGUUACGAUGGGAUCUACAAGGUAUGAAAGACCUAUUGGCCCGACAAGGGAAAGUCUGGCUUCCUGGUGUGGAGGUAUCUCCUGAAGCGUGACGAUGAGGAGCCAGCGCCAUGGACCAGAGAUGGCAAAGAGCGAAUAAAGAAGCUUGGGCUGACCAUUCAGUAUCCCGCUGGAUACCAGAAAGAAAGGAGAAACAAGAAUGAUGAAGAGGAAGAAGAGCACACUAGCAAGGCAAAGAGCAAGAGAAAAUCUCAGGCCAGUGAUUCCCCAAAAUCUUCUCCAAACAAAACUCCUAAGAAGAUCAAGGUGGAGGUGUACAAACUCUCUCCGGAGCAGAAAGCCCUGAUCAAGAAUGACACGGCAAACAAGAAGCUGUGGGACGAAGCCCGCGAGUCGCUCUCACUUGGACCGAAAUUCCUGAGCAAAGUUGAAGAGGUUUUCCUUUGCAUUUGCUGCCAAGAAGUGGUUUAUCAGCCCAUCACCACAGAGUGCCAACACAAUGUCUGCAGGGAGUGCCUUCAGCGGUCCUUCAAAGCGGAGGUGUACACCUGCCCUGCCUGUCGACACGACCUGGGAAAGAACUACUCCAUGUCUGUCAACAAAGCUCUCCAAGACAUUUUAAGCCAGUUUUUCCCAGGGUACAGCAAUGGGCGAUGAUCAUUGGUUCUGCCGACUUUGGCCCUUGAGCAAACAGGAAGUAAACUGUAAGGGGUGUUUUUCAAUCGAGGCAAUAAAGAAUCAGUUUGUCUUAAUAUAUUUUUGUGAUUAUAAAACUACAAUAUUUGUGGAUUUCAAUGCUGCCACCCUCACCUGGAAACUGUCGGGAGGGUUAGGUUCAAGAUUAAUUCAAAGUUUCUUAAUAACAUUUCCGGUACUCCAUUAUUACCCCGAGUCUUGAUUUUCCUCUCCUUGUUCUAGCUGUUCCAUUAACUAAUGCUAAUGCUAUCCUUAUUCUAAAAUCAGCCACUUUUAAACCCAUGUUCAGCUCUUAUUAACAAACUGUUAUGUCAAAUAUGGCUUAGCUGUUUUCCCCUGAACUUUUGGAGAUGUGUUUGUAUUAGAAUUUGGACCUCAAAUGCUUUGGCUUUGUUUCUUUUUGCGUUUUGGUGUAACUUUUAAAACAUUGCUUUUUUUAUCGAUCAUUUUUUCCUUGUCCCGGUGUGAUGAGACAGUCGAGGUUGCACUAAUGUGGCAAGUGAAGAAAGGUGUUUGGUGCUGGGAAGUCUCAAAAAAGUGUCUUGUUGGAGAUCAGUGUCAUCAGACUGUGGACUUUGUACCUUAAUUCACGAUUAUUAUUAUUUUUUAAUAUUUUAUACUUUUUAAUGUACAACAACUUUCUGAAAGUUGUUUUAAAAGUUGCCGUUCUUUACAACUACCGUUGGAAGCUGAGCAAGUGAACAGAUUUCAAGUGGAAUAUCAUUUUGUGGUAGUUUGGAUUCCCUUUCUUCUGAAAAGACCAAAGAAAGGUCAGUGUUUAACCAUCUUAAAAGUAUAAUGUAGUAAUGUCCAUCUAUCUAGUUUUCUAGAUGUCCCUCACAUUCAAACUUUGAGUCUAGAAAAUUGAUUUGUAUUUUUCUUUAAUCGUUAACUACUUACUGUAAACUUUUACUGUUGUAUUUUCUUUUAUAAUCACUGCCAUUUGUAUGGGAGGGGGGGUUUAAGUUGGUUGCAUGUCUCCAGUGGUUUGCUUUGUUAUACCUGAAGUCAAUUUCUUGCAUCAAACUUAAUGGCUACUUCUGAAAUCUGAUGUAAUUCAACCAGAUACAUGUAUUUGCUACUUCAGCCAUUGCCUUUAUGAUAAAUGAUUUUACUGUUCAAUUCUGAAAGAAAUAAACUUGAUGGAGAUGCAAAUAUUUGCGUAGAAUGGAAAUGUAUAUUUUCUGGAAUUGUAAAAUGCCUGGUCCAUAUUAGUUUUGAUAUGUAUUUCUAGAAUUGCUUGCACACAUUUAGUGCAAAAAAUGUGUUAAUACGUUUUCUGUCAUUCA
This is a messenger RNA of Salarias fasciatus (jewelled blenny), 3802 nucleotides long. RefSeq names its product ubiquitin-like with PHD and ring finger domains 1 (gene uhrf1). Lineage: Eukaryota; Metazoa; Chordata; Actinopteri; Blenniiformes; Blenniidae. The record is from RefSeq and is a predicted model, not a curated record. Gene Ontology annotation, molecular function: ubiquitin protein ligase activity; protein binding. Gene Ontology annotation, biological process: protein ubiquitination; negative regulation of gene expression via chromosomal CpG island methylation.